AUGAGAAUAGACUCUUCUCCCAUCAAUUACGUCUCUAGCUCCAGUCCUACCAGGGCUUUCAAUCGCAAUGACAUCCGCUCUGAUAUUCGCUCCGAUGCACACAGCGUGAGCAGUGGCCUUUUCGUUUCACCAAGUGGCCAAGAACGUCGAGGUUACCGUCGUGCCGAUCUUCAUUCCAGUGGAUUCGGGUCAUCAACUGGUCGUCGGACACGGAUGUUUGUGGGCGCGGAUGGGAUGCCCGCUGAUGACAGUGUCCCUCGAUCGGAUGCCACAUUCUCGAACCUUAAUCCCGGGACCUCAGAGGCGGAAGCCAUAGCUGGAGAUGGAAGUCGUACAAUCUGGGGCACGAACGUUUCACUUACAGAGUCUUAUUCAGCAUUCAAGACGUUUCUGUACAAUUUUGCGACGAAAUAUCGCAUGUGGGCAGAUGGUGCCACCGAUGAAGAGACUAGAGCCCUAGGCCCAGCAGCUGAAAGGCGCGAGUAUAUCGACAUGCUCAAUAACAUGCGUCGACUGGGUCUAACUAGUUUGAAUUUGGACGCACGCAAUCUCAAAGCUUACCCACCAACGAAAAAACUUUGGCAUCAAAUGCAAUUAUAUCCUCAGGAAGUCGUACCCCUGAUGGAUCAGACAGUGAAGGAUGUGAUGGUCGACCUGGCACUUAAGGAGAUGGAUAGUAUCCGAGCCGAUGCUCAGCAUGGUGUUCAGUCCCGGAACAGACGAGGCCAAGAUAUUCUAACUUCGGAUGGUGUGACGUCUCAUGUCGAUAUCCCAGACCUCGUGAGCGAAGCCGAAAAUGCAAAAUAUAAAGUCCUUCCAUUCGGGCUGGAUAAGACCGUGAACAUGAGAGAUCUCGACCCAGCCGCAUUCUUCCGAUGUAACGUUUGUGGCUAUGGCUCCGUCGUCGAGAUCGACCGUGGCAGGAUCCAAGAGCCCACUGUUUGUAUUCGAGAGAGCUGCAAGUCAAAAAACUCCAUGCAGUUGCAGCAUAACCGUUGCGAGUUUGACGAUAAACAAGUUAUCAAGCUCCAGGAAACGCCGGAUAAUGUGCCCGAUGGUCAAACACCCCACUCCGUAUCGCUGUGCGUUUAUGAGGAGUUGGUCGAUGUAUGCAAAGCCGGUGACCGCGUUGAGGUAACGGGUAUCUUCCGCAGUAACCCCAUGCGCGUGAACCCUCGUCAACGUUCUCAGAAGACCCUUUUCAAGACCUACAUUGAUGUUCUCCACAUCCAAAAAGUGGACCGGAAGAAGAUGGGCAUCGACACAUCAACGGUUGAGCAAGAGAUGUCCGAACAAGCAGCCGAAGCCGACCAGGCUCGCAAGAUCUCGGCGGAAGAGGAGGAGAAGAUCAAACAAACUGCAGCUCGCCCUGACGUGUACGAGCUGUUGGCCCGAUCUUUGGCGCCUAGUCUCUACGAAAUGGACGACGUGAAGAAGGGUAUUCUCUUGCAGCUAUUUGGUGGCACCAACAAAACCUUCCAAAAGGGUGGCAACCCACGCUAUCGUGGCGAUAUCAACGUCCUGCUGUGCGGUGACCCGUCUACUGCGAAAUCCCAGCUUCUGCGCUAUGUCCACAAGAUUGCACCCCGUGGCGUCUACACCAGUGGUAAGGGUUCCUCAGCUGUCGGUUUGACCGCGUACGUGACCCGCGAUCCCGAAACUCGCCAGAUGGUCCUGGAAUCAGGUGCUCUGGUCUUGUCUGAUGGCGGUGUUUGCUGUAUCGACGAGUUCGACAAAAUGAACGAAGCCACCCGAUCCGUUCUUCACGAAGUGAUGGAACAGCAGACCGUGUCUAUCGCCAAGGCCGGUAUCAUUACCACUCUAAAUGCGCGAACCUCGAUUCUCGCAUCUGCCAACCCGAUUGGCAGCAGAUACAACCCCAACCUCCCUGUGCCUCAAAACAUCGACCUCCCUCCGACCCUUCUCUCCCGUUUCGAUCUUGUCUACCUUGUCCUGGACCGUGCGGAUGAGACUGAAGACCGUCGCUUGGCGAAGCACUUGGUGAGCAUGUACUUGGAGGAUACUCCAGAAAACGCUAGCUCGGAAGAGAUUCUCCCUAUCGAGUUCCUUACAGCUUACAUCACCUACGCCAAAACCAAGAUCAACCCCGUCCUUACCCCAGCGGCUGGUACCGCGCUAACUGACGCCUACGUGGCCAUGCGCCAACUGGGUGAUGACAUCCGCGCGCAAGAACGCCGCAUCACGGCAACCACACGUCAGCUCGAGUCCAUGAUUCGACUGUCCGAGGCACACGCUCGCAUGCGGCUGUCCCACGAAGUCACCGCUGCUGACGUGGAAGAAGCUGUGCGCCUGAUCCGUUCGGCUAUCAAACAGGCCGCCACCGACGCCCGCACCGGUCUCAUUGAUAUGGGCCUGCUCACCGAGGGAACUAGCGCUAGCGAGCGUCGCUUGCGCGAAGACCUCAAGAAAGCCGUGCUGCGUCUCCUGGACGAGCGUGGUGGCAUUAAUGGUGCUCCCGUUCGCUGGACCGAUCUAUUUAAGGACCUUGGUGAACAGAGUGAUGUGACAGUGGAGCACCAGCAAUUCUCGGAUGCGGUACGAUCGCUGGAGGCAGAGGGAGCCGUGAAUGUCGUUGGGGAGGGGCCGCGGCGGAGUAUUAAGCGAUCGGCCUUGGGUCUGUCUUGA
Penicillium chermesinum is the source of this 2646-nucleotide messenger RNA. Its product is annotated as DNA replication licensing factor MCM. The record is from RefSeq and is a predicted model, not a curated record. NCBI's taxonomy places the organism in Eukaryota, Fungi, Ascomycota, Eurotiomycetes, Eurotiales, Aspergillaceae. The transcript is spliced from 3 exons. The coding region runs from base 1 to 2646 and encodes 881 amino acids. Gene Ontology annotation, molecular function: single-stranded DNA binding; single-stranded DNA helicase activity; ATP binding. Gene Ontology annotation, cellular component: nucleus; MCM complex. Gene Ontology annotation, biological process: DNA strand elongation involved in DNA replication; mitotic DNA replication initiation; double-strand break repair via break-induced replication.